AUGGCGGCCGACGGUGGCAGCUCUUCGCUGCUGCAGCUACCUUGCGUUUUCUCACCAAAAUCACGACAAUACCUAGCGCUGUGUGCCCAGGACGGCAGACUGCGUAUCUGGAACACAGAUAGUAAAACACUUCACCAAGAGUUCGUGCCUUCAGCCCAUUUGAGUGCAACUUGUGUCUGCAUAGCCUGGGGACCAUGCCGGACAGUCAAGGAGGGGCCUCAGAGGAAGAAGAGGAAAUCGGAGCCAGGUCAGGUGGAGGAGAAGGCAGACCUGUUGGCGAUGGGCACAGCAGCGGGCAGUGUGCUCAUCUACAGUACAGCAAAGGGAGCACUGCACUGUACCCUGGAUGGAGGCCAUAGCGGAGGAGUGAAUUGUGUCGAGUGGCACCCUGAAGACAGUUUAUUAUACAGCGGCUCAGAUGACACAAACAUCAUAGAGUGGGACCUGCAGACAGGCAAGGCGCGAAGUAAGUGGAAGGCGGACCGUGCAGCGGUGACCAGUCUGUGUGUGAGCCCCGAUGGCAAACUGCUGCUCUCAGCCGGUCAGAUCAUCAAGAUGUGGGACUUGGACACCAAGGAGGUUUACAGGAAGUUCACAGGCCACUCUACGGCUGUGACGACCCUUCGCUUUGCCACCACGCGACCUCCCGACAGCAACGGUCUCUAUUUCCUGUCUGGUGCUGCACACGAACGACUGCUCAGUGUUUGGCAAGUACGACAAGAUGGGAAGGACAAAAACUCAGUCGUGUCCUUCACACUGACGGACGAGCCACGACACAUCGACCUCGUCGCGUCCACCACCAAGGAAGAGGCGGUGAGGCUGGCAGUGGUGUGUAAGGACGGGCAGCUGCAUCUCUUUGAGCACUUUUUAAAUGGGCCCUGUAAGAAGCCGUUGUCCCCCUCAUCUACGGUGCAAAUGUCAGACACAAAGGACUCCCCGGUGCCGAUCCCACUGCUGGCCGCCGCCCUCGGAGCUGAUACGCAGACGGUGAUGAUGGCCUACGGCAACCACCUACAGCCUGUGAUGGAGAAAGUGGAGAUCAACACAGCAGAGCGACACGUCUGUUUAACCCGGGAUGUUCAGACCAGCUUGUCCCUCUCCAUGGAGACCACCGUUUCCAAGGUGAAAACCCCAAUUGUGAACGCCAAGAGCAGAGUGUUGGUCCCAGGGCUUCCUGGUCACCAAGCCCCCGUCAAGGGAACCCCACAGGGGUCAGAGAAGAGGAAAAAAGACACAGACACCAAAGAGAUGUCGAUAGCGGAGCGACUAGGUGAAAUCGAUCUGUCUACAGUCUCCGGCGGGAAGGGGACUCCUAAAGGGACGGCCUCUUUACAGACAGACAAUUUUGCAGUGCUGCUGGUGCAGGGCCUGGAGAGCAACGACGCCAACAUCCUAAAUAAAGUUUUUCAGACUCGUAAAGACAUGGUGAUAAAGAAAACGGUUGCUCGGUUACCCCUCCCUGCUGUUUUACCUUUGGUGGAAGAGAUCACAAAGAGGCUCCAAGGGCAUCCUUUCAUGGCGGUUUUAAUGGUACGGUGGCUCAAGGCCGUGCUCAUGCACCACACAUCAUACCUGGCAUCGCUGCCAGACCUGGUUUCCCAGCUGGGAGUGCUUUAUCACAUGAUUGAGAGCAGAGUGAAGAUGUUCCACAAGCUAACGAAGCUGCAUGGGAAACUCUAUCUCCUGAUGACACAGGUGGCGACAAGUGACAGCAGCAACACAGUUACAGAUGUUGACCACACAGCUAAGCUGGUGUAUGAAGAAGAAUCAUCUGACGAAGACGAGGCCUCUGGUGACGAAGGACUUCCCGAUGAUGAGGACUCUGAUAACUGGGAGGAGGAGGAGGAGGUGAUGGAAGAAGACAAGAAGGAACAAGCAGACGAGGAAGAGGACGAUCCAGACCGCAAAACAGAUUCCAAAGCGAACGGAGAGGAAGACAUGGAUCACGGAAACGAGAGCGAGGAGGAGUGAGAGAAAGGAACGAGGAGCAAAUGCCAAUCAUACAUAAAAAUGGACCUGAAAGAGUUAUAUAUACUUUCAUUUUAUUUUCAUGCUUAUGAUUUUAUUAUCAGAACAAAGUAUGGUUUUACAAAAUCAAGGGACACAUGGUGUUGAAAUGUGGGCAGCUUGGCCCUACCCCCCGCCCCCUCCCACCCCAACCCACAACACAGUUCAGCCACAAGGGUGGUGAUGUCACGCUCCCCGUUUUCUCCCCAUCUGAGGAACAGAUGCAGCAUUUCGGGGAGUAGGGCAAAAAAACAUUCUGCAAAAAAUCAAAUUGAAUGCAACUUCCCCCUUCUGUUGUCAGUUCAGUCGGCAUCCCAGCUCCACAACCUGACGAGUUUUGCUUUGAAAAUGACUGAAAAGAUAAUUCGGCGGUGUUCCAGUUUGCCUACACUGCAACGUGCAUUCCAAAUUUUUAUGUUAUUAUGUAAUAAUAUAGUAUUAUUAGAGUAUAUCGUAUGAGCAGCUUAACCAGUAGAUGAGACGGCACUCCUUCUGUUAAUUCUAAAGACAACUCUGCAGGCCAUCUGGAACACGCCUGGUUCAGCGGAGCUCACAGAUGCAACCACAGUGCAGGUGUGGAGUUUGGGACGCAGGGGCUCUUUUGUUGUACAGAAUACCGCUCGAUCCAGAGGUGGGCUCGCCACGCAACACAAUGCAUCAUGUCCCCAACACAAUGUAAAUCUGUAUGUACAGUGAAGUGUUUGUAUGAGCUCUUCCCUCUACAGCUACCCCCCCCAGAAAUGCUUGGGAUUAAAUGAACUCCUGUAAAGUCUCUUGCUGUUUUUUUUUUUUUUUUAUUAUUAUUAUUAUUGUUUCCGGAUUUGUUGCAGCCCUCUUUUGUUUUAACUGUCUUUCUUUUUUUGUGCGUUUAAUUUCUGGGCAUGCCCCGAUGUCCACUGCCUUGAACCCAUUAGUCACAGGGGCAACUGAGAAAAAGGAAAAUGUGAACUUUGCUCGAAUAGGUGAAUAAAUGGGUUUUCAAAAUGG
This is a messenger RNA of Sebastes umbrosus (honeycomb rockfish), 2994 nucleotides long. It is a transcript of the gene wdr43, whose product is annotated as WD repeat domain 43. NCBI's taxonomy places the organism in Eukaryota, Metazoa, Chordata, Actinopteri, Perciformes, Sebastidae. The transcript has 18 exons. Gene Ontology annotation, biological process: maturation of SSU-rRNA from tricistronic rRNA transcript (SSU-rRNA, 5.8S rRNA, LSU-rRNA). Gene Ontology annotation, molecular function: protein binding. Bases 1 to 1971 code for a protein of 656 amino acids. The record is from RefSeq and is a predicted model, not a curated record. Gene Ontology annotation, cellular component: nucleolus.